GCCCAGGUAGGUUACUGUAGAAAGAAAUCACAAAGCACGGGAGAUCCGGCGAAUCAUCUUCCCUCCCAUUUCAUCUCGUCUCAUCUGUUCUUCGUGUGGUGAUGUUGAAAGCACGAGUCCCCCCGACGACAUCGCCAUCGCUGUCCCUUUCGGACUGAGUUCCACGACGACGGUGGGUAUGAGUGGUGGCGCUGUUUCACCAUUGGAGUGACCUCCCUCCCUCCCUCCCGCUCCUGCUCCGCUUCCCCUCCACGCCUUGGACUCCACCGAUGCUCCGGCACCUCUUCCGCUCUCUCAGUCGUGGCGGACGGAGAGCUGACAACGACGACCCGCGCGAGACAUGGCCGGCUCAAUCCCCCGGCGUCUCACCCUCCCAUCGCCCAUUCCGUGACGCCGAUGAUGACGACGACGACGAUGAUGACGAGAACGACGACGAUGAAGAACAAGAGCAGGAUUACGCGCAUGGCCCCGGCACCCGACGUGGUAGGUACGGCGCCUACGAUGCGCGUGGGAACGAACAUCCCCGAGGCGAGGUAGCACAAGAGGAUGGCCGCCGGAGACAAUUCCCACGACGCCAUCUCGGCGCAGGUCCGUCCUACUUUGACCGAAACCCGAGAGGAGACGACGACGGACACGGCGGGAACGGCGAAGAGCUCGGUGACGAGGACCAGGGAGAGGAUGCACCGCUCUUGCCCAUUUUCUCGGCGGCACAUCUCGACGGUCUGCCGUUGUACAACAUCACCCACGCCAUCCGCUUGUUGAUCGUCCAGCGGUGUGAGACGACGCUGUCAUGGGAUCAGCUCCGGAGUCCGCAGAUCAGUCAAUUCCUCGUCAAGCCCAUCCAGAGCGAGAUCCGGAAAGAUCACUUCAAUCGGGCCACCCUAUGUGCCCUGAUAGCCAAUUGCUUGCAAUUCCACAAGGAGGGACAAACACAUCCCGGGAAUGUCGGAGUCCUGCGCACUCGAGCGCUGGUCAGCGAGCUCCUCUCCAUGCGCCUGCUGCGGGAGUUUUCGACGUGGGAAUUGAUCGACGCCUUAUCCUACGACUUCAACCCGCUCCAGGGCAUGAUCGCGCUGGACGACGUGCCGGCCGCCGGACGUGCCGCCAACACGGACAGUCUGAUCAGUCGUCGACCCGCGCCGCGCAUCGUCCGCGUCAGCACCAUCGAGGUCGCCAUUCGCGCCGAAGCCAAACGCUUCCUCGCCCAUCCGCUCGUCGUGCAGCACCUGGAGGCCAUCUGGUCGGGCAAUAUCGUAUUCCACUCGGAACAGGAUAACCUCCAUCGCCAGCAGAAGACGACGGCGUCGCUCUCGCCUCGCGCCCGGGCGGCCGAUUAUGGCACUUCCGGAAAAAGAGCCGCUUGGGGCGUCCCAACCAUUGCUCUGACCGCGAGCAAGGGCCAAUCCACCGAGGUAGCAGCUCAGCCGAUGGCAUUCUUGCCAGCUCGACGUUCGGUCACGCUCUACGACCCGCGAGAUGCCUCCCUAUUCAAACUGAGUCGACUACGGGUCCCGCGAUACCGUCAAGUCUUCAGCACGCUGAGCUUCGCGACCAUGCUGGUGCUCUUCGUCGCCGUCCUCAGCGAACGCAGCUUGGACAUCACGCCGCUGGAGGUUCUCUUCUGGUUAUGGAGCGCAGGAUAUAUGCUCGAUGAAGUGGUGGGCUUCACCGAACAGGGCUUCGGACUGUAUAUCCUCAGCUUCUGGAAUGCGUUCGAUCUCGGGAUUUUGCUCCUCUUCGCGACCUACUACUGCCUGCGAUUAUACGGCGUCCUCCUCGCGGACAGCAACAAACAUCGCAUCUCUGGGGUCGCAUACGAUGUGCUGGCCUCGACGGCCAUCUUGCUCUUCCCGCGGCUGUUCGGCGUCUUGGACCACUACCGAUAUUUCUCCCAAUUGCUCAUCGCCUUUCGAUUGAUGGCCCAAGAUCUCAUCGCCAUUCUGGUGCUGAUUUUGAUCUUCUGUUCGGGCUUCUUCGUCGCCUUCACCCUGGCUUUCUCCGACGAGAACAUAGACGCGAACGGGGUCGCCUACAUCAUCUUCCAGAUCGUCAUGGGCUUCACCCCCGCCGCGUGGGACCACUGGGCUGGAUACAACCUCCUCGGGAAAGCCAUCAUGGCCAUAUUUCUGAUCAUCUGUCACUUCCUCAUCGUGACGAUCCUCAUCACCGUUCUGACCAACAGCUUCAUGGCGAUCGUCAAGAACGCCGAAGAAGAGCAUCAGUUCCUCUUCGCCAUCAAUACCAUAUCCAUGGUGAAGUCGGAUGCGUUGUUUAGCUACGUCGCGCCCGCCAACAUCAUCGGGUGGGUCCUGAGCCCGAUCCGCUUCAUCGUGCCCAUGUCGCGAUAUGUCAAGUUCAAUCGGACCAUCAUCAAGUUCACCCACAGUCCGAUCCUGUUCGUCAUCUUCCUCUAUGAACGAGUCAUCAUGGCCCGGAGCUCAUAUGCCCCGACCGAUCUCGUCGAGCACCAGCCGACCCGACAAAAGGGCCCCGUGGCUUUCAGCAUAAACAAGGCGCCCGAGAUGUUCAGCCCGGGUCAUCGCAUGCGCGAACCAUCCAUCAUCGGGAUCCGCAAAGACCGUGCGCUAGAAGAGGUCUUCCGACGGCCGUUCCAGGGCGAUACCGUCCGAACUCUGCCGCGCAAAGUGGGCAGCGACGGUCGGGAUAACUCGAAGAGCGUCGUCGACACCUGGAUGCAGUUUGCUGAAACUCAAGGUGGGGCCAGUCCUCCGCUUGAACAGCCUCGGAGUGUACUUGAGCGGCUGGAGUACCGCAGACCCAAGCCACGACGCUUGACGACGACGGAACGUCUGCGUCAACAGUUGAAGCGACCUCGAGGUGUAAAUAAUGACAAUACAAGCGCGACGAGCGACCCCGAUGGACAGCAUCAUCAACAGCAGCAGCAAGCAAUGCCUCGUGCGCGGCCCUCGCGCUCAUCAAUGCCUGGCACCGAUUCGCACCGGGAAUUAAUUCCCAGACUGGCCAGCCGAGAGGAAAGUCCCAGCGGCAUGACCCAACCCGGGGAGACGGAUGGCGACGAUGUCGAUGCCGACAACGAGAGCCGCAUGGAGCUCUCAUCGGUCAGUGCCGCGCCUCAUUUCGGCGAGAGCGCCGUCUCCAUCCGCGAACGCGAUGCUACCUCGCCGAUACUCGAUGACAGUGAAUCCGAAUACUUCCGCACCCCUCUCACCAAUCGUGUCCCACAUCCGACCCUGCGGCUGUCUCAUGCCGCGCGUGCGCGACUGCGCGAUUCGCCCGACGCCUCGAUGGCGGACGUCAGCAGGGUAGAGCCAAGGAGCGCGCGACACAGCCGGAACACGUCCAGCGCGACGAUGGUCUAUUCUCCCGUCCUGUCACAUCACCCGCGGCCCGCGUCACAACAGCAAGCCCAGCCGGACGCCGAUGGAUCCCUCCGGACACGCUCCUCCCACACGUCGCCUACGCGACCAGCGGUCGAGACUCACACGACCACAUCAUCGACUCCCGUCUCGCCUCCUCCUCCGGGCUCAGCUCAACAGCCGACUUCCAACACCUCAUCCGCGAAGCGUCCCCCCACGGCCAUCAAACAGUUCCCAUCGGACCCGAUAAACACCGCAAACAAGACCUCCGGUCCUCCCCGUCCGUCACCACCGAAACGCCCCACCGUCACGACCACCACCGCGUUCGCCACGGGCACCGCCUCCAGCGCCGCGACCCCGACCGCCGCCUCCAUCGCCGCACAGCAAUCCCAGCUACAAAAACAGCAGCAGCAGCAGCAACAACAGCAGCAAAGACCCCCCUUCUUCCCGACGCGCCUGCAGACCGCCCCGCCGGGGAGUCUCCCGCUCUUCACCUCCGGGUCCCCCGCCGCCGCCGGCCCGACGCCCCCGACGACCCGCCGCCCCGCGCAGAACCGCGCCGGCCGCAGGAUCCCCAUACUCGACCUCGCCUCGGAGAUCGGCGACAACAAAUUCUCCCACGUCCCCGCCGCCGACCUGCCCCGCCCCAGCUUCUCCUCCACCGGCUCCGGCACGCGCUUGAGGGCCGUCGGCUUCCUGCGGAGGCAGCGGGAGCGGGAGCGGGAAAAGGAGGGCGUCAUGGGCUUCCGAUUCCCAGCGACGAAAGCCGCCGUCGGCGGUGGUCCUGGAGCGGCGAUCCGCGGGAAACGCGGGGACGACGACGACGACGAUGAUGAUGACGACGAGGGCGUCGUGGACGUCGACGAGGGCGAGGAUGAGGCAGAGGAGCGGGACGACGACGACGACGACGACGAAAGCACGCGCCGAUCCGACCGCCGCCUCUCCAGGAUCCUCCUCGCCAGGAUGAACACCCUCGAACUCGGCUUCGCGGAAAUCCUCAAGGAGAUGCGCGAGGCGAACCGGAACAACGGUCAUAACGGUAAUAAUAGUAAGAAGGAGGGGGCGGCGGCGGGAUGAUCGCACGACGCUGCUCGGAUCGGAGGCAGGAUGGUGGAGAGAACGGAGAGGGAAUGGAAAGGGGAAGGACAUGGAUAUGGAUUUGGAUGUGGAUAGAUGGGCUGAGGAGGAUGGGAAGACGGACGGGAAGGUUUAGUCUGAAGGUCCGUUGGCUUUUUAUUCGUUCUCAUUUAUUUGGAAAAGGGAGGUGGUGGUCCUUGUAACACGGCGGUGAGGGAACGGCCGUUUCGGGACCAUCGCUGCUGCUUCUUCUGCUUCUUCUUCUUCUUCUCGCUUCUUCUACUUCACCUUCUACAUUCUACAUCCUCGCAUCGCAUCGCAUCCCAUCGUCGUUUCCCACAAGGGCAGUUUCGGCCAUUGCACCGAGACGAGGAGUCGGUAGCAGCAGACC
Molecule: messenger RNA, 4806 nt
Organism: Dissoconium aciculare CBS 342.82
Lineage: Eukaryota; Fungi; Ascomycota; Dothideomycetes; Mycosphaerellales; Dissoconiaceae
Exons: 1
Coding region: 270-4415 (1381 amino acids)
Source: RefSeq, a predicted model, not a curated record